AUGUUUUCUAUUCUAUUCGUUACUUGGCUUUUAAUAUUUAACCAACAAUUAAUAAGCAAGACUGAUGGUUUCAUUAUUGAAUCGGGUGAAGAUGAACUCGAUAAAGAAAUUGUGGAUACAACUGAAAAUACUCUUGAAAGCGAUGACGACGAUGAUCAUUCUCACAAUACGGUAAUUACUAAAAAUCCAAAAUCGAAUUCGUCAGCAAAUGAUAUUAUUGAAUUAAAUGUUGGUGGUCAACGAGUGACAACAUUUCGUUCCACUCUCACUGCUGUGCCUGGUUCAAUAUUAGCAUCGAUGUUUACUGUAGAUGAAAAAAACAAAACGAAGUCGAAACGAAUAGAACCGGUUGCAUACUUUUUUGAUUAUAAUCCUGCGCAGUUUACAUAUUUACUUGAUCAAUUGAGAGAAAUAAAACGCAUGGUAAAAUUCAUCCCAUCUGAACUUGAUAUUAAGCCACCGAGCGCGGAUGUACGUUUUAAUUUCUCUAUUAUGCUCUCUGAACUCGGAUUGAAUCCUGAACGAUUCUUGUCACCAAUUGUUGGUAUUCAUCUUAAUUUGAAUAAAACAUCUCUCGUUGGAUGGAAAGAAUGUUAUCGUGGUAGAUAUAAUACACCAUUCAAUGUUUCAGUAUUGACCAACAUUUGCAAAGGCAAGCGACUUCUUGUUGCCUGCCGUUCUCUUGACGACAGAAAAACGUUGGCUGUAGCUGGUAUAGGUCAACGUCAAAAUAUGUUUAAACCAUGUACGUCAAAUCCUUACUGUACAACUGAAAAGAAUAACGGCCUAGGUUUUUACUAUGUAACAGAUCGUGUUUGGGGUUUUGAAGGACGUCCUCAGGGUUGGAUUGAGCAUCAGAAUUAUGGAUAUGGAUAUCAAAAUAAUGGAGCUAUUUUAAAUCCUUGUGAUACAAGCGAUCAGCAUUCUGAAUAUCGGCUCUGUUGGUCAAUUCCAUCGAGUGCUGGCCGUGGUAGUGGAGACAGAUGUGGAAGUGAAAAAAACCUUCACAAUUCGAAACGAUGGGAACGUCUGAUUUUUGAAACUAUCUAA
Messenger RNA from Rotaria socialis, 1050 nucleotides. The record is from the annotation of a GenBank genome assembly. Lineage: Eukaryota; Metazoa; Rotifera; Eurotatoria; Philodinida; Philodinidae.